This is a messenger RNA of Orbicella faveolata, 1615 nucleotides long. Its product is annotated as protein lin-41-like. The record is from RefSeq and is a predicted model, not a curated record. NCBI's taxonomy places the organism in Eukaryota, Metazoa, Cnidaria, Anthozoa, Scleractinia, Merulinidae.
ACUCUGGAAGGACUGGAUCAAAUUCUUCAGGCUGGUGUAGCAGCAGAAUUGAUAUUAUGCCACAGAACACCUGAGCGAGAGAUAAGUAGCCUGCCUUAUCUUAAAAAUGAAAUUGAAGUUCUUAUUGAACCUACUAAAGACGUCACAAAUGUGAUUGUUAGCAAAAGGGCUGAAAAUGGUAAAUUCAAGGUGAAUUUUACACCAAAAGUGCCGGGCGCCUAUAACAUUGAAGUGAAGAUCAACGACGAUAAACUUCCGAACUGCCCUUUUGUUACGCAAGUCACAGAACGUGAACUUGUUGUAGUCGGUGAGUUGAACUUGAAGCUAUUUCAAGGAGAUGAGCUUCACGAUCUGCGUGGAAUUGCUGUAAAUACGGCAGGGAAGAUUGCUAUAGCAGAUUGGAUUGGACACUGUGUCUAUAUAUUCGAUAAAGAAGGCAACUGUUUAAGAAGAAUUGGCAGCCAAGGACGAAAUGCCGGACAAUUUGACAACCCAUGCUGCGUUACAUAUUUAAAUGAUAACGAGAUUCUGGUUGCAGAUCAAGGGAAUCAUAGAAUACAACAAGUAGAUGUCCGGACAGGAACUGCUGUAAGAACCUUUGGAAAAUGUGGCAAAGGAAAGGGAGAGUUAUCGAACCCGCUUGGUGUUUGCCUGGAUGAACAACGCCGCAUUGUUGUGACCGAGUUCAGCAAUGAUAGGAUACAGGUCAUGACACAAAAGGGUGAGACUAUUACCAUGUUUGGAGACAGCGGCCCAGAGAAAUUCAAUGGUCCAACAAGCUGCAUUUCUUACAAAAACAUGUUUCUCGUAUCUGAUAGAGACAAUCACCGUAUUAAAGUUUUCGAUCGGUCAGGAACGUUCUUAUUCAAGUUUGGUAAAAAAGGCUAUCAACACGGACAAUUUAACUGGCCGCUUGGUAUGCUUGUAGACAGCUCCAAUAAUCUUCUUGUAUGUGAUAUUAACAAUCACCGAGUUCAGCAGUUUUCUUUAGACGGUCGCUUGACUCGCUUCACAGGGAAAACUAUCACUCGUUUACCAGGUCCUAUUGGAAUAGCGACAGCACCAGAUGGACGUUUUCUUCUGACUAGCUCUAAAGCUAACAAAGUACACAUAUUGAAGUAGAUGAGUUGCUCACCAAUUUGAGUAGUUUGAACGCCAACAUAUUGAAAGAAACGUUUUCUGUGUCAUAUAUAAAGAGCAAAAAUGGCUGAUAAAUCUUGCUGUAAUUUCAUUUAAGUUACUGAUAUCUCAAUUUUCUUUCGUAUCGUUUCUCAUAGGUUUUUUUUUCAAUAUCCACUGAGUCUUGCCUGUGUGAAAAUUUUCUUCCUUCCUGACCUCGUCUCUUGCAGUUAAAAAAACAAAAAAACAACAACAAACAAACAAAAAAGUAAGGAUUAUUUUGGUAUUUUUUCUCGCUUUUAUGCAUUUCCACAAAAAUACUAAUAUUGCUCUUAGAACGAAACCAAACAGACAAGGCAUUGUAUGACGACAGAUUGAUCCUAGUUCUUUCUCUAAGGAAGCGGAAGUAUAAUUGUUGUUUAUUCUAUGGCUAGCUCCGUGAGCUGGUAAGAUGAAUCAAAUCCUGUGCUGUGAUUGGCUACCCGAGCAGGCAAGA